CAGAACCCUCCACCCACCGAUCCAUACCCUCUAGGCGCUCUCCCACUCUGCUUUUGUCUCGCAUAUCUGCUAAAGUCACCAAGUCAAAUAAUCAUAGCAGCCUAAUUUUAAUAGACUUGCUCUACCCAAACGAAGCUGAAAUAUCAUUAACCUCGCUCUCAACCAAACUCGUAACAAAUAUCCGUCCUUAAUAGCUUCGCCCUGCGUGUCUGCUCUGUCCAUGGACUUGUAUCUGAAUCAAUGGAGAGACCAGGAUGAGUCAGUGGCAGAGGAGCAACAUUCUGCAAAGAUGCCAAAACUUGUGCUCCAACCUCAUCAAAAGCCACAAUCAUCUGCCUCUGCUCUCCCUCUGUUUGUACCCGAACCCACCACCAAAGUCAGCACCUUGUCAGCAUUACCUGAUUCAACCUCAGCUUCUACUAGAGUUCACUGGAUGGGGAGUUAUUUCAGCUUGGCUCAGUGGCAGGAGCUUGAGUUGCAGGCUUUGAUUUUCAGGUACAUGUUGGCCGGCGCUGCUGUGCCUCCUGAGCUUCUUCACCCAAUCAAGAAAAGCCUUCUUCAAUCCCCUUCCUUUUUCCUCCAGCACUAUCCGCAUUAUGACUCAGCUUCGAUUGGUUUUGAAUGGCAAAGCUACAUAAUAAGGAUGCUUGUUGCAGUAGCAUUGCAAUCGGGUUAUUGGGGAAGGGCAGCCAUGGAUCCAGAGCCUGGUCGGUGCCGGAGGACAGACGGCAAAAAGUGGCGGUGCUCGAGGGACGUGGUUGCUGGCCAGAAGUAUUGCGAGCGCCACAUGCAUCGCGGUCGAAACCGUUCAAGAAAGGCUGUGGAACUACCCACACCAAAGGCUCCCGGUGGCGGUGGCUCUGGCAGCGGCGGAGCCUCUGUCGGUGCUCCAAUACCCAUGACUGCGCCGUCAUUGGCAACGGCUUCACUGACUUCCCCGUUCGUUCUUCAUCUUGAUCAAAGGUAACAUCGCUGUCUUCGGGCUUAAACGACUAGUAAUUGGUGAAGCUAGCAGCCAAAUGUCUUGGAUUUUACAACCUAUGUAAUGAUUAUGUGAAAUUAUGCAAUCAGUGAAUGAGCUCUGCUUGGGAAAAGCAUUCUAAGUUCCAAUUUGGUGGGACAUCUUUCUUUUGUUUUGUAAGAUUUGUUAUUUCACUUGUCAGCCUUACUUUGAAUAUCCCUUCAUUGGUAUCAUUCGAAAGGCAAGUAUAAAUUUGACUGAUUCCCAUUGAAUAAUCCAAAUAGGGGCAAAAAAAAAAAAUUUAAAGUUCUUGUCAUCUUUAUCCCUCAGAUGCGCAACAGUAGGGCCCUAAUAGAGGCCUGCCUGGCCAUCAUGUCUCGUACGAGGGAAAAGAAAAUUUCGGCUUCAGAUACUGAAGAAACGAUCCCCCAAUCCCCCUAUAAACAACAUAGAAAAAGUGUGCUUGUCUUGUGUUGUCCUGCAAUUAUUCGUCCACUUCAUGAAACUCCAUCUCCCUGGUUGCUAUUUUGCUGGGUCCUCUAGUUCCUUUGGGACCAAUAACGAAAACAGGAGCCCGUUUGGAAUCCAAGAUAAUGGGGGUGGUGGGGAUGGCUGAUCUGAUGGUCAUAUCCUGCGACGUUUUCGCGAUGAUUGGCCAACAUCGCUUUAAAAUGUGACAUUGCCGAAGGCAAUGCUAAUAAUAAACCCAGCAAAGCCAGCCACGCAACUCGGUAACAGAUAUGCCUGUGUCAACGCCGGGGAAUACUUCGCCAGAUAUGUGUUUGAAAUUAUCCACUGGCUAUGGAGAAAAUCUGUGUUCGAGAAAUGGAGAUGUGGGAAGAGAGCAGCAACGGAUAAACUGGGCAGAAGGAUUGAGUUCGGCUAAUAAAGUGAUUUCCAAGGGAGGACCACUUUCUGAGGCCUAGAGAUCAACUACUUCAACCUCUUCAACUAGUGUUCUGCGUCAGUUGCCUCGCGGUUCUGCUUGUGAGAACAGCUUCAUCGGCACCUAGAUUAAGCGCGCUAUUGUUCUGGAUUCAUGGCUUCCCAUUGGAGCAUUUUGUCAAGGACAUGUCUGUAACAUCCGAAUGAACUUGGUCACAGUUUUGAAGAGGCCAGGAAAAUGGAUAUCAAGAAAUUCUCCUGCAAUACUUUUGAUACGGCGAUCCCAACUUUUAUGUCAAGAGUUGAUGAACUGUUUAUUAAUAUUUAAUGCCAAGCUUUUAGUUUUACAAAUAUCAAAGUUGUGUCUCUUGUGAGCUGAGAGAUUCUUGGGUUGGGGGUAGGCCUGUACAGGAUGCACAUAAACUCGAGAUGUCUGGCCCGACCCGAGUAAAAUAUGUCCAACCCGAGCUUUAAAAAAAUUGCCCAAUAUUGUUUGGGCAUGGUCGAGUUGAGCCUGAUCUUUGAGUUGGGCAGGGUUUAGG
Messenger RNA from Prosopis cineraria, 2388 nucleotides. Its product is annotated as growth-regulating factor 3-like. The coding region runs from base 221 to 967 and encodes 248 amino acids. Gene Ontology annotation, cellular component: nucleus. The transcript has 3 exons. Gene Ontology annotation, biological process: developmental process; regulation of DNA-templated transcription; DNA-templated transcription. Lineage: Eukaryota; Viridiplantae; Streptophyta; Magnoliopsida; Fabales; Fabaceae. The record is from RefSeq and is a predicted model, not a curated record. Gene Ontology annotation, molecular function: ATP binding.